Molecule: messenger RNA, 471 nt
Organism: Penicillium canescens
Lineage: Eukaryota; Fungi; Ascomycota; Eurotiomycetes; Eurotiales; Aspergillaceae
Exons: 1
Coding region: 1-471 (156 amino acids)
Source: RefSeq, a predicted model, not a curated record
AUGCACACAGCAGCAAGCAGCUUCAAAGACGACGCUUCAGGCGCGAAAUCUCAUAUCCGCACCCGUCUCCGCGAAUCACUCCGUCAGAGCAUCAUCCAUAAAUUCUACGUGAAUCAGCCUCCUCUCGUUGUCAAUGCCGGUGAUGGCGUUGGCGAGGAUGCGUGGGCGUGGAAAACGCUUAUGUUAUUACGGGAUGAGAUGCGCGCGCCGAAACUUAUGCCCCCUGGUGAGGUCUUUAUUGUUGAGACUAUGCGUGUUUUGCAACGGGAUGCGUUUACGUUGCCGGAUUUUGUGGGGGACGGUUAUCCUCGUCUUGGGAGGCCCGCUACUAGGGUUCAGAUUCGGUUUAUUCGUGAUGUUGAUGCUUGGUUUGGGGAGUUGAGGUUUGCUAGUGGGAUGUUGAGUGAUCAUAAUCCGGCAAGGUAUGAGACUAGUCUUGCUGCUUUGGCGAGGGGGGUUUUAGAUGAGUGA